Chroicocephalus ridibundus (black-headed gull) is the source of this 3280-nucleotide messenger RNA. RefSeq names its product AFG2 AAA ATPase homolog B (gene AFG2B). The coding region runs from base 116 to 2389 and encodes 757 amino acids. Gene Ontology annotation, molecular function: ATP binding; ATP hydrolysis activity. The transcript has 8 exons. The record is from RefSeq and is a predicted model, not a curated record. NCBI's taxonomy places the organism in Eukaryota, Metazoa, Chordata, Aves, Charadriiformes, Laridae.
GCUGAGGCGCGGCGGCCCCUGUCAGCGCGGCCGCCUGCGGCGGGGGCUGGCGGGCCCCGGCGGAGCGGGGUGAGUAAAGAGCUGGACGGGUCCGCACAGAGAAGGAGGGAACGCGAUGGAGGCGGCAGCCUUGAAGGUGCUUCCCCUGGACCCGGGAGAUGAAGGCACCCAGAGGUGCAGGGUGGGACCUGCCGCCCUCUCCCUCCUGGGAGCCAGGAUCGGCGCCCCGCUGAGGGUCUCUCUGCCUAGCGGCUGCUGUCUCUGCACGGCCUGGCCCAGGCACGAUUUGGCUGACGGGUACCUGCAGGUUGAUCUGACCUGCAAAACGGCGGGUGUGACCGCAGGGGACCUGAGGGGCCUCACGCUGGGUGUCGGCCAGCUGAAACUUCUGGCGUGGCGCCAGUUAAAAAAGGCGACUGUGAAAGUGGUCCUUAAGGGCUCCGCAGUGAAAAAGUCGACUCGCAGAGCAGUCUUGCAGGAGACGAUCAGAGAACUGCUAAGAAAUGUUUAUGUUUCACUUCAUUAUGUUGUUACUGUUGCCCCAAAUCUUGAAAAUCCUGUGGUGUGCAUUGAAAUCCUGUCUGUGGACCCUGUGACAGAUGAAGCCGGACUGAUAACCCCCCAAACAAGCAUAAAAAUUAAGGAGGUGGUCACUUUUGAAUGGUACAGGCAUUUAUCAGAAGACACUGCAAAAACUUCGAUUGCGGGACUAGAUGAUGUGGCAAAGUCUUUGAAAGAAAUGAUUGAUCUGCCUUUCCGCUUCCCAAAAACUUUCAAGAAGUUAGGGCUUUCUGUCCCUAAUGGGGUGUUAUUAAUAGGGCCCCCGGGAGCAGGGAAAACUCUUAUUGUAAAGGCAGUAGCCAAAGAAGUGGGUGCGUAUCUGCUUUGCAUCAGUGGCCCAGCUCUCUAUGGUUCAAGACCAGGAGAAAGUGAAGAGAAUUUGCGAAGAGUCUUUGAAAAGGGCAAAGAAAUGUCAUAUGAAGGCCCAACCAUUCUGUUUAUUGAUGAGGUUGACUCUUUAUGCCCAAAGCGAGGAAGUUCGAACAAUGCUCCUGAAGAUCGUAUCGUUGCUCAGUUGCUAACGCUACUGGAUGGUGUAGAUAGUGAGGGUAAGAUGGUCAUUAUGGCAGCAACAAACAGGCCUGGUGCCUUAGACCCUGCACUGAGAAGACCUGGCAGAUUUGACAGAGAGAUUAUUAUUGGGACACCAACACUUACACAAAGAAGAUCCAUCCUGCAGUUGUUGACAUCUAGUAUGCCGAUUUCUACAGAUGUUGAUUUGGUUAAACUGGCAGAAAUGACAACUGGGUAUGUUGGAGCUGACCUUACAGCACUCUGCAGAGAAGCUGCUAUGCAGGCUGUGUUCCACAGCUCUUUGGAUUCAACUGAAACAGCAAUUGACAUGGCAGAUUUCCAAGAAGCUUUUAAAAAAAUCCAACCAUCCUCUUUUCGAAGUACAGUUGGACUAACAGAGUGUAAACCUGUCACUUGGGAGCAAAUUGGUGGUCUUGAAGAUGUGAAAUUAAAGUUAAAACAGUGUAUUGAGUGGCCUAUGAAAUUUCCUCAGGCGUUUGCUAGGAUGGGCCUGUCUCAUCCAAAGGGAAUUCUUCUCUAUGGACCAUCAGGGUGUGCCAAAACCACACUGGUGAAGGCUGUGGCCACAAGUUGUCACUGUUCCUUUCUCUCUGUAAGUGGCGCUGACCUUUUCUCACCUUAUGUUGGAGAUUCCGAGAAGAUUUUAUCUCAGGUUUUUCGCCAAGCAAGAGCAAAUACUCCAGCAAUAAUAUUCCUAGAUGAGAUUGAUUCUAUCUUGGGAUCUCGGUCACACUGCAAAACUGGCCAUGGUGUCUCAGAGCGGGUUCUUUCUGUCCUUCUCAAUGAGCUGGAUGGUAUUGGGCUGAAAGUCACAGAAAGAAGAGGAAGCAAACUACAGCUUGAGGGUCGAUGUCAAGAACAAAGUGAUGAGGAAAUAAAGCUAGAGUUUCAGGAAAUUUUGAACAAAGAUUUCAUGGUAGUUGCUGCAACAAAUAGACCGGAUAUGUUGGAUGAUGCCUUAUUGCGUCCCGGAAGGAUAGACAAGGUCAUCUAUAUUCCACCUCCAGAUCUGAAGGGAAGGCUUUCCAUUUUGAAAAUCUGCACAGAAAAAAUUCCAUUAGAUAGUGAUGUGUCAUUAGAAGAUGUGGCAGUCCUAACAGACCUCUUCUCUGGAGCUGAUAUUGAAAAUCUGUGCAAGGAGGCUGCUUUGUUGGCAUUGCAAGAGAAUGGACUUGAAGCAACUGUUGUAAAACACGAGCAUUUUGUAAAAUCAUUGAGGACUGUAAAACCAUCCUUAAACAUAAAAGACUUGGAAUUUUAUGAAAAAUUUAAUAAUCAAGAAUUAGCCUCUUGAAUCAAAAAGGAGUGAUGUGGCAUAGGUAUUUUUAAAUAUAUUACAAAGACUUUGCAAUGGCUUACAUCUUUUCCUGCUUUUUUUAUACUGAACUUACUGUAGUUUUCAGUGUAUAUGAAUACAGUAAAAUUUCACUUAUGAAAAAUCUGUGACUUCAAUAAUGGAGAAUAAAUCAAAGUCCUGUUUGUUUUGGCUAGGCUUCCUCUGUCUGAUGAAAGGAGUAAUUGAGAUACUUGGAUAAAGCACUGUGGAACAGCUUAGCGUUACUGUAGAUUUCCUAGUUUUCAGUACAAACACUGGCAUAACAAGAAUAUUUAAUUUAAAUUGUGUUGUGAAGUCUCCAAAGGACAGUGAAUAUUUAAAAAAAAAAAAAUAGAGAAGCUUUCAGAAUGAUAAAUAGAAAGAAGCAAGUCCCAUACUAUGUAAAGUGUAAGGUGUUUUGUAUGUGCGUAUCUAUAGGCUUGCUUUCUUACAAGCAGAUUCCAAAAUACAGUGGCAGUAAAAAGGUUGUCGGUGCUUAAUACCUUGUUAAGUUUAGGAGUCUGGGUUUUUUGAAAUAAUUUUAGAGCAGUUACUACUUACUGUACAAACAUUUGGAUUGAGUAAGCAGAUACUAAGCCUCUAAUCAAACAAUUCAAACUAUAAUAAUUCCUUUAGAGAUGGGAGUUUUGUUUUAACAGUUUCUGCAGAAUUCUUUUCCCCACCCAACCAUUCUUUGUCAAUACAUGUUUGUAAGUUGUCUUCUAAAAUACACAGAUAUAUCAAAGGAAAUAAUUAAGUGUGCAUUUUAACUUACCAGGGUAGGACAUUUUUAAUUAUUUUCUCCUUUUCCCCAUGAAAAUGAUUGCAAACUAAAUACUCUACUGUUGAAGGUAGUUUCUUAUUUCAGCU